Molecule: messenger RNA, 6333 nt
Organism: Hydractinia symbiolongicarpus
Lineage: Eukaryota; Metazoa; Cnidaria; Hydrozoa; Anthoathecata; Hydractiniidae
Exons: 19
Coding region: 861-4241 (1126 amino acids)
Molecular function (GO): ubiquitin binding
Source: RefSeq, a predicted model, not a curated record
CAUACAAAAAUAUCAUUUUCAAUGCAGGAAUCCCUUUAAAUUGGGAAGGUAAUGGUCACAUUUUGUCAGGUAACAUUUUGUCAGGUAACAUUUUGUCAGGUAUAAUUCUGAAAGGCAAUUUAUUGUUAGGACUUAUUGUUAGUAUGUUCACUGCCCGCAGAAUAUAUAACUAAUGUGUUUAUUUAUCCUAUAUUUAUGGUAUAGCUAUAGCUAUACAGUUGGUGGCUGAAUUGGAAAAAGUAUAUAGAUUCUAGUUCAUAACUGGCAGCAAAACCAACGGCAAAACUAGCAAGCGUGACUUAUAACUUAGCAGCCAUAUGUUUUGCUGCCAGUUGUGUUUUUACUGGUCCUGAUUUUAAUGUGUUCUUUGUAGUAACUUUCGGCACAACUUGAGGUUGUGACUUAUAAUUAGGGGCUGCUUGUUUUCCCACCAGUUGUGUUUUUCCAGUCCUGAUUUUAAUACUUCUUUAAGUAAAAACUUUAGUACACUGUUCAUUAAAGUAGGCAUUUCUGACAAUUUUUUUCUUUGACACAUCUUGGCGCAUUACAGAAACUUGCUUCUUGUUACUAUGGCAUACAUUCUAAGCUUAAAUGCAAGGAUAUAUGUUCCAUAAUUGGUGGUCAUCGCAAAAAGAAUGUUUCCAUGCCUCAAACUUAUUUGCCACAACAUAUAAAAUCUCAUUUUAAAUACAGGAAUCCCACUAAUUUAUUUUUUAUUUAUUUCACAACUUCUAUUUUUACAAUAUAAGGAAAAGUUUUUAAUUAAUUGUGUCAGUUUGUAUGAUUAUGUUCGUUUAUAUAUAAUAUAUUUUAAAACUAUCAAACAGACCUUCUUUUUUUACUUUAGAAAAAUAACAGCCAUGGCUUCACUGUUAACUCCAGAUAUAAUCAAUCAAAGAAAUAAUGCAAAGAAAAACUUGUACACCAUGUUUCAUAAAAAGGUUGAGAUGGAAAUUAUUGAUAUGGUACUUAGCAACUGUGAUUAUGAUGAAAACACUGCAUAUGAGCAUUUGCUUGUAAUGGCAGGGGACAUGUUAGAUACUGAAACUGAUAGAUUGAAAUCUCGAGCUGCAAGUUCUCACCAAAUUGAUAAAGUGGAAGAUGUAACACCAAAAAACAUUAAUCAGCCUCAGCCUACCAAUCUGUUUGAGCAACUUUCCACUACUUCACAAAAAAGAACCUCCAAUGAUUUAAUGUGUACAUCUACGUUGCUUGCACACGACUCCUCUGUUGUUCUUGCCAUCCCUUCAAAUGACAAACAGUAUUCCUUAUUUGGUAAUUUAUCACAACCUAAUAAAUCUACAUUAUUUCCAGAGAAAGAUGUAUUACAUUCUUCAAAGCAAGUCAAUCUGUUAAAUGGAAUGACCAACUCUUUUGUUUGUGAUUCAGUUGUGAGAGAUUGUGCAACAGCACCACCACAUAAAGCAACUUUGCCGCAAUCAUUUCAAAAAACUCAAAUCCUUGACAUACGUGAAGAUACUUCAACUGAAACAACAAAAGAUCAGUUAAAACAGAGAAUAAACAACUCAUUAAACUUAAUUUUGGUCUUGAUGAGAGGUUUACCAGGAUCAGGAAAAUCAUUCAUGGCUAAAGCACUUGGAGGUAACACAGCAAUUAGAUGUUCUGCAGAUGACUAUUUCAUUAAAGAUGGAAAAUAUAGAUUUGAUUCUACACUAUUAAGUGAAGCUCAUCGUUGGAAUCAAGAACGAGCAAACAAUGCUCUGAAAUAUAAACUUUCCCCAGUUUUUAUUGACAACACAAAUACUCAAGCAUGGGAAAUGAAACCAUAUGUUGCAAUGGCACUGCGACACAAAUACGAAAUAAUGAUAUUAGAACCAGAUACACCCUGGGCAUGGCAACCAAGUGUUUUAGCAAGAAAGAAUUCUCACUGGGUUCCAAAAGAAGCAAUUGAGAAUAUGUUGGCUCGAUAUGAACGAAACAUUACUGUCACAGGUCUCAUACGUAUGAUCAAUCCAAAUUACGUACCACCUGUAGAGAAUGUUCCUGGUAGAGGGGUGAGGAAAAGGUCUCCUCCUAACAGUCCAGUUAAUCAUAGAAGACACCUAAAAUCACCCCAAAAUAGUCCAACAUCUCACCAACGCAAGUCUCCCGAACAUAGUCCAAUGACACACAGACGCAUUAUAACCAAAACAAACAUUACUUCGUGUGAAUUGGAUGUUGAAGAAGAAUUAGCAAUACAAGGUAGUUCUAAUAAUCAAAAACAGUUUGAAGAUCGUCCGAAUAAAUCUAUAAAAGAUUUUGAAAUCACUAAGGUCGUUGAUGGAAUUGAAAAUGUGUUUGUCACUUAUUCACCAACUAGUAAGACACAGGUGAUUCAGCGAGAAAAUAAGCCUUUUCAUACCACUGACUUGACUAAAGAACAAAACAACGAGAUUCAGUUACCAAGUAGUUCCAAAAAUAACCAAAAGUCAACAAAUAAGGAAACUAAUAACUUGAAAAAGGGAAAAGAACAGGAUUUAUUUUCUGAACCUCCUCUGUUAACUCGCGUUGUAUUGGAUAAUGAUUUUAAAAUGCAAUCUAGUGCAAAUAAACAGAAUUCUCAAGGCAGAAUUGGACAAAUUGUAAAUUCAUAUAAAACUUGGUCAGACGAACAUCCACCCAAUCAGGUUAAAAAGGGAACGGAUGUUGAUUUUGUCACAAGCAUUGAUGUUGACAUGCAUGAUUCAAAGAAAAAAUGGGUAAAAGACCAAAUGCCAGAGCUAGUCAAUAACGAGCAGCUAAAUUUCAGCCUUCAGUUUUUGUGUGAAUGUUUUCCAGAUUUUUCUGCUGCAUUUCUUAAAGAUUGGUUAAAACGAUAUAAUGGAGAUUUACUUAGGACGUCUGAUUACUUGUCUCGUUUAUCCCAAGUUGAAGAAUUGCCUGACGAAGAUGACAUCGUCACUAUCAACGAUGAUGACGACAUAGAGAUUGAAGCUGCAGGUGUUUUGCGAGACAUUGAUGUACAGUCGGGAACUGAAUUGCAACCCAGAGGGGGUAUGUUUUUGUGUGAUAUUGAUAAUGAGGAUGCGAAGUUGAAAAUAGCUAUUGAUCAAAAGUUAGGUGAACAAUUGAUAAAGAAAUAUGGCAAAGAAACUGAUUUAAAUGAAAUGCUUUCAGAUGAUGACUAUGUAUUUGUUAUGGACGAGGACAUUGGUAAGAAGAUGUAUUCAAAUUGGCUUCAGGCUAUUAAGACAAAAAAACGAAAUGCAGAUUGUAUGCUUGCUGGUGACGAAGAAUACGCAAAACGUUUACAAGAUGAAGAAAAUCUCUCCAUUGAAAAUACGGAUGGUCGGGGAAAGUCGAAGAAAAAGAAAACAAAGCCACUGCCUAUUGAUAAACAAUUUUCAACUACUGGUAGUACGUUAUUUUCACCUUCGAGUCCUUGGAAAACGCUUGAACCAGUUAAACCUUCAACCUCACAGCCAAAGGAUGGCAGUAAGCUUACUCCGAAGCAGAUAAAAAUACGAAAUGAAUUGUACAAUAAGUUUCCAGGAGUUGAUGAGGAUGACUUGAAUCAAGUAUUGGAAGCUUCUAGUUACAAUCUUGAAGCUGCUACAAAACUGGUCAGUGACUCAUGUGGAUUAACCAACCAGUCUGUAAAGAACGUGCACGCUGAGGGGGGUGGUGAUAACUGGCAACUUGUUUCUUCACCACCUCGGAAAAAAAUCCUCGCAUCUAACUCCACGCCGCAUCUUCAACAAGCCGAAUCACCUGUGAUCGUUAUUUCUCCGGAUUCUAACAACUCUCUCUAUCAAGAUAUGAAUGAGGAAACACAAGACUACGGAGAUUUUCGAGCUGAAGCAAUUUUACAUAGAAACCUGCGUACUGAAUGCUACCAAAAGGCUGCGAAAGCUUUUCAAGAGAAAAAAGGGGACGUGGCUCAAUAUUAUGCUGACAAGGCACGACAACAUACAAUGAAAAUGAAAGAAGCGCAUGCGCGUGCUGCAGAUUUAACUCUUCAGAGACGGAACAAGCGAUACAUGACAAAACAGCAAAUUAUAGAUUUGCAUGGUUUACAUGCUGAUGAAGCGGUAAGAGCUGCAAAGAACUUUCUUGACAAUGCAUAUCAAGUCGAUCAUCGAAUAGUGUACAUCAUAACUGGUCGUGGUAACCAUAGUAAAAAUGGUGUCUCAGCUGUGAGGAGUGCUGUUUUAAGAUGUAUAGAAGUGCGGAAAUUAAGGUAUGAACUGCAGAAAAACGGCGGCAUGAUAAAAGUUUAUCUGAGAAGUGGUGUCAAGUAACUCAACCUAUGAAUUUUUAUUUAAAACCAUAUCCACUAAAUAUCUCAUGUUUAUAAUUAAGUAAGGAUUUUUCAAGAUUUUAAAUAAAGAAUUAUUUAUGUUUCGAGAAGUUUACAAGAUGGUAGACAAACGCUGAAGGGUGGAUUUAUUUUUUUAUUUUUGUUCAAAAGUUUCAACAUGUCUUUUUUGUGAAAGAGUUUAUGAUCGCAGCUUCCAAACGUUAAAACGUCGGUACUCAUCAUUUUCAUUACAAUGAUGAUGGCAGCGUUGUCUGAAUUUUUAUUGGUUUUUAAAUAGUUGUUCAUCUGCAAAAAAUUGGAAGUUGACUUAAGCUCUAGUGCUUCAGUGUGCAUGUCUAGAUACAAAACGCUGAAGGCUGCGGCCAAAUUGGCCUUAAAGUUUGAAAUGUUGAAGCGAUAUUUAAUGCGGUUAAAUUUUUUUAACUCUUUUCUUUAAUGAAGUAAUUUAAUUUUGUCGUUUUAUAUAUAAUAAAUUUAUAUACAUUGUAGAGCCGCUUCAACUCGACUUCAUUUGCCGCUAUACACUCUUUUUUAUACACGUCUUUUUUAUAAGAAACACAAUGUUUCUAAACUACAUGCUAAGAUUAUUUUAUGAGUACUUUCAACUGCUAACUCGCAAAAUAAGAAUUUUAAAGGUACUAAUCGUUAGCCCAUGGAAAAAUCCAUGGGUUCACCCGUCCUUUUUAUACCGCUUUGCGUGCGUCUCUCUACUUGCGCAGCUAAGCUACUAUUUUGCGUGACAAAGACGGACAGACGUAUAUGGGUCUUAUAAUAUAGACUAGUCGUUGCCCGUGGAAAAAUCCACGGGUUCGCCCGUCCUUUAUAUUUACCCGUCGCAACAAAGUGGAUAAAAAUGUAUCGCGUUUAAUAUUCGUGUUUCCGUAACAUCAUUUUUCUCAGCGAGGGGUCCGCCCAGAGACAGACAGACGACGGCUAUUAUUAUAGAGAUAAAAGAUAAAACAGGCAUCAGACUCUAAAUUUUCAAGAAAUUUUUUUUAAGGUUAAGAAACAUCCAGCCUGAACCCGAAAAGUAUGUUUCUUAUAAAAGUCGUGUAGCGCAACGAUUUUACUUUUGAGCUUUUUGUACUAUGGCGGAAAAUGCAGUCCAAUUGAAGCGAGCUUUCAGCAUUAUUUUUUGCAAAAUGUUGGGUGUUAAAAUUGUGGUGAAAAGGUGAGAAAAUGUCUGUUUGUGAGCGCAAAGUUUUUGCGAAAAAACUUGAAAUUUAUGGCGAAUUUUUUUUUUUUUUUGAGAUUAUUGAGAUUUGAGAUACUUGAGAUUUAUACAAUGUAUAUUACACGUUGUUUUAUUUGUUGUAAAUAAGUUUAAAAGUAUAAUUUCUUAGAAACUAUGAUAAAUGAAUGGUCACUCCCAAAUGCAAAUUGUUUCUAACUCGCUAUUGCAGUUCUAACUCAUAAGUAUAAUUUCUAACUCGCUAUUGUAGAUACUAACUCGUUAACGUAGAAUCUUACUGGCUAUUGUAGAUUAUAACUCGUUAAUGUAGAAUCUUACUGGCUAUUGUAGAUUAUAACUCGUUAAUGUAGAAUCUAACUCGCUAUUGUAGAUUAUAACUCGUUAAUGUAGAAUCUUACUCGCUAUUGUAGAUUAUAACUCGUUAAUGUAGAAUCUUACUCGCUAUUGUAGUGUAUAAUUCGUUAAUGUAGAAUCUUACUCGCUAUUGUAGAUUAUAACUCGUUAAUGUAGAUUCCGACCAGAUUUUAUUUACAACUAAAUAGUAGUCAGAGAAAAUAGAGAUUAUUUAACGAUAAGUAUUACGCAAUAAAUGCUUUUUCGCGCAAGUUUUCGCAAUAAAACAGCUUUUUUAUCGUCCACGUAACUUUUUAACAGAUUGAUGAGCUCUGCGUGGAUUGAUUACAAUUCUUUAUUUUAGUAAAAUUUAUACCCUUCGUUACGCCACCUUAAGGGCGUAAAAAGCAGGCGUGAAAUAUCAUAUAAGCUAAGGAAGCCACCAUUGUUAUAUAAUGGCAUAUGUAAUAUUUGAUAUAAUUUUGUAUUUAUUAUCAUGGUAGUGUAUAUUGAUUUUAAUUUUUGUGAAGAAAACAUAGGUUUGCAA